Andrographis paniculata is the source of this 681-nucleotide messenger RNA. Its product is annotated as photosystem I reaction center subunit IV, chloroplastic. Gene Ontology annotation, biological process: photosynthesis. The coding region runs from base 71 to 508 and encodes 145 amino acids. The record is from RefSeq and is a predicted model, not a curated record. The transcript has 3 exons. Lineage: Eukaryota; Viridiplantae; Streptophyta; Magnoliopsida; Lamiales; Acanthaceae. Gene Ontology annotation, cellular component: photosystem I; photosystem I reaction center.
CCCAUGUAAUAAACUAACAAUACCAAAAUCUGCCUAACCACUGCAAAAUUCCAUCAAUUAUUUGAAACAAAUGGCAACAAACAGCCUGGCAACCGCCGCCUGCACAUUCGCGGUGGCGCCCGCCGCCGCCGCCGCCGCCCCGACCCCCAAGCCGGCCAUGCUAUUCUUCUCCACCAAAGGGAAGAGGAAUUUCAGGCAGCUGGUCGUCCGGGCCGGCGAGGAUGAACCCGAGGCACCCGCGGCCGAGUCGGCGGCGCCGGCAGCUGCUGCUGCCGCCGCCACCGCCGAGCCUGCAGCACCCAAGCCGCCGCCGGUCGGCCCUCCCAGAGGGAGCAAGGUAAGAAUUCUGAGAAGGGAAUCCUACUGGUACAAGGGUGUGGGCUCAGUUGUGACUGUUGACCAGGACCCAAGGACAAGAUACCCAGUGGUGGUGAGGUUCGACAAAGUGAACUAUGCAAAUGUAUCAACAAACAACUAUGCAUUGGAUGAAGUGGAGCUGGUGGCAUGAGAGAGAUAGAAAGUUAGAGAGAGAGAGAAACACAAUGUUCACUUCUACUGCUAUUAUCUCUACCCAUCAUCAUCAUCGUCCAUUUGUGUUUCAGUGUUUGGUGAUCCCUACAGCUUCUCUUGUGUAUUGUGCAUUGCCCUAUGAAUCUCUAUUUGUGCUGUGCUGUGCUUACA